AUGUCGUUUCAGGUUUCGGCAAAUCCAUCUUCUUCUCCGAGUAAAGGGAGAAGUGGCGGGGUUGAACGCCCGUUGGCCGAAUAUCAUGAGAGCGUAUGGGGCGAUCAUUUUAUCAAAUACGCUUCCCCCUCCUACUCAACGAAGUUCAAAUUCCUCGGAAGAGUGGAGGAACAAGUUGAGGAAUUGAAAGGAGAGGUGAGAAAGAUGGUGACUAAUGCCAUGUAUAAGCCUUCACAAAUGCUUCACUUGAUUGAUCAAAUUCAACGCUUGGGAAUUGACUACCAUUUUGAACGAGAAAUAGAUGAGCAACUAGAAGGAAUCCAGAAAAGUUACUCACAACUUGACCAUGGAGAUUUUAAGGGAGAUGACCUUCACAUGGUUGCUCUUAUGUUUCAAUUGAUGCGACAACAAGGUUUCAAUAUUUCAUCAGAGGUUUUUAACAAUUUUAAGGACAAUGAAGGCAACUUCAAGAAAUCACUCAUCACAGAUGUGCCCGGAUUGCUAAGUCUAUAUGAAGCUUGUCAUUUAAGGUGCCAUGGCGAUGCUAUUUUGGAAGAAGCACUUCCUUUUGCUAUAACUCACCUUGAGUCAAUUGAUGAAAUGAAAGUAAGCACUAGUCUCGCGAAACAAGUGAGUCAUGCCCUAAAGCAGCCACUUCGCAAAGGUUUGCCGAGACUUGAGGCAAGGUGUUAUAUUAUACUCUACCAAGAAAAGCCUUCACAUGACGAGGUAUUGCUCACCUUGGCUAAACUAGAUUUCAACUUACUGCAAGAGCAACACCAGAAGGAACUCGGCGGGAUUACAAGGUGGUGGAAGAAUAUAGAUGUUGCAAGGAAGUUCCCAUUUGCUAGAGACAGGAUUGCGGAGUUGUUCUUCUGGAUGGUGGGAGCAUAUUUCCAACCGGAGUUUGCAAUGGCCAGAAAUAUACUUACCAGAGUGACUGGACUAAUUUCCAUUCUCGAAGAUAUUUAUGAUGCUUAUGGCACAUUGGAGGAACUUGGACCCUACACCGAAGCAAUUGAGAAGUACGUCAUCCGCAUUCUUUUUCUCGAACUUCUGAAUUUGAUCAAGUAUGUGUAG
This is a messenger RNA of Eucalyptus grandis, 1080 nucleotides long. RefSeq names its product (-)-germacrene D synthase. Lineage: Eukaryota; Viridiplantae; Streptophyta; Magnoliopsida; Myrtales; Myrtaceae. Gene Ontology annotation, molecular function: magnesium ion binding; terpene synthase activity. Bases 1 to 1080 code for a protein of 359 amino acids. The record is from RefSeq and is a predicted model, not a curated record. The transcript has 4 exons.